Didymodactylos carnosus is the source of this 724-nucleotide messenger RNA. The record is from the annotation of a GenBank genome assembly. NCBI's taxonomy places the organism in Eukaryota, Metazoa, Rotifera, Eurotatoria, Philodinida, Philodinidae.
UAAAUCAUUAAUGAAAUCAUUUGAGACAUCUGUUAAAUACAAUAAUUUUUAUAAUUUAUUAAAUGUGAUGGAUAAAAGACAUUUGCAUAAAUUUGCUCAGCCACAAUUUAUAAAUGAGCUUAAAGAAUUAGCAAAAAAUAUCAUCGGAAAUCUACAGAAAACGAAAAAACAAGCAAUGGAAAAUGUAAAAAAUUUGGGAAGAAAAGCAAAAAGUGUGAUUGCUAAGGUAAUACUACGUAAACAAACAAAAGAAGUAAUACAACAGAAAGAUCAGCAAGAUCAGCAAGAUCAGCAAGAUGAUCACGACGAAGUUAAAACUGAAGAGAAAAAUUUGGAUGAAUAUGAUGGAAAUAUGACGAUGCCUGUUGUUGUUGCUAAUGCAUUGAAAAUGGAUAAAAUGAUGUCUGAAUUAACAACAAAGGUGAUUGAUUACCGAUUUUAUUAUACAUUGGUCUAUGAUUUACUUGAACGUAUCACAUUGGUGAAUCAAAUUAUUGAUAGAAUUCCAAAUGACGAAAAACCGAAUAAUGAACAUACCACCUAUUGUACGAUCUUAGUUCAGGAUACCAUUACUCGAAUUUUAAAAUAUUCACAAGAAGAUAAACAAGAAAAUGAUGAUAAAUAUGUCAAAUUUAAAAAGACAUUUAAAUUUGUGCGUGAUCAAGCAAUACAUCUGUUGGCAAGAGAUUAUUGCAAAAAUGAACAAUGUAAAGAUACUUCAUAA